AUGUCAAAAUGUCGACUUCAGCCUCAGAAAGAAGCUGCAGUUCGCCGAGAGUCGCCUUUGGGCGAGGCUGUGCGCCCUCCCGGCCUCCAAAUACGGCCGCAUUGCCCAUCGGCCGAGCCGGUUCCUCGCUACCUUCACUCGUUCAAACUUCGUCUCCUGUUCCUGACCAAUCAAAACCUCAUCAUCAUGUCGCCGAAUGAGACCUCCAAACCACAGGUGCUCAUGCAACUCGGGAUGCUCAACGCAGCCCUUCAGAUGAUGGUAAACCAGUGCGGUUCAAUUAAGGACGCAGCAAAUCAGCUGGAGGUCUUCUCAGUUGUUGCCAAGCACCUCCCGUCCCUGGUUGAUGUCUUCAGCUCCAUCCAAAAGCGCUUGGACUUAGGUACUGCAGAGGCCGAUGACGCUGGGAUUAGUGACAAGUACUCCGUCAUUCGCCAGGCAGCGCUUGUGUGUUGCGAGCGCAGUGGAGAUCUCCAAGGGCUCUUCCAUGCGGUCGGCGAGAGCCGAAACAAGACUGAAGCUUAUCGCAGCGCCGUGGAAUGUGGCAAAGGGGAGCCGUUGGAGAUGGUGAUGAUGGACAUGCUCCAGAACGCCAUCAGCGUAGCCACGCCCCCACUCGUCGAGGACGAACAAAUCACGGCGCUGAACAAUGCGCUGGAAGAAAUCAAGAAACUCCCGCCUUCUCUGGGAAACGAGCCUCCGAGCGCCCGUAUUACUCUUCACAACCACGGCGCAGGGAACCAGUUCUACCACGGCGGCAAGGGCAACAUGAACCAUUGUUCGGGCGGGUUUCAGGUCACUGGCAAUAACCAUGGUGCGACGUAUAACCACGGCCCGAUGGGGAACAAAUAA
Fusarium falciforme is the source of this 852-nucleotide messenger RNA. RefSeq names its product SesA domain-containing protein. The transcript has a single exon. Lineage: Eukaryota; Fungi; Ascomycota; Sordariomycetes; Hypocreales; Nectriaceae. The coding region runs from base 1 to 852 and encodes 283 amino acids. The record is from RefSeq and is a predicted model, not a curated record.